AUGGCAAAAGAUAUCGACCCAUACAUAUUCAAAAUUCUACUUGAGAUGUUUAGAUAAGAGAAAAUUACAGAUUGUCUAGGGUUUCUUUCAAAAGAUGAAAAUUAAACUCAUUUUGAAAAAUACAUUAUAAAAGUUAAAAAAUUUGAAGGGAAAUAUGAAUUAAGCUCCAUAAAAAAUAAUAUUUUAUCCCUAACUAAGAUUAUGGGAUAAAUUUAAGAACAUGAUUUUAAUAAUGAGGAUUAUUCAAAAAGUUAUAUGAAAAUAUUUCGGAAUGAGUUAAUUAGUCAAAUCCUAAAAGUAGAAAAGAUAAUCAAAUUCUUAAAAUUUCUAGUAAACCUUACAAGUAUAGACGAAAAAUUUAUAAAAUGUGGAUCAAUUUCACUUAAUCUCUUAGUUGAAAUGAACGUGGAUUUAACAAAAAAAUGUUUUUAAAAUAUCAAGAUUAUUAAUACAUCCUUGGUUGGAGCGAAUUUUUUCAGAUGUAAUUUGAGUGGUUCUAAAUUUAAAAAUGUUGAUAUAUGUGGAGUGAAUUUAAAUGGAGCUUAAUUGUUUAAUUGUAAAUGGAAAAACAUAAAAAUAGAUGAAAUAAAUCAAUUAUAAGGUCAUAGUUAACGCGUAAAUUCAGUUUGCUUUUCUCCUGUUGGAAAUUCAAUAGCUUCUUGCAGUGAUGAUAGUUCUGUUCGUUUGUGGGAUGCCAAAACAGGAAAAUUAAAAUCUGUGUUAUUUUAUCAUGGUAUAAUAAGCUCAGUUUGCUUUUAGCCCAAAGGCACUGUAUUGGCAUCUUGCUGUUGUAAAUCUGUCUAUUUAUUGAAUAUUAAAACAGGGAAAAAAAUAUCAAAACUUGAAGGUCAUACUGAUUCAGUGAAAUCAGUUUGCUUUUCUCCUAAUGGAGACUCAAUAGCAUCAGGAAGUGAAGAUUAAACAAUACGUAUUUGGGAGAAUAAAAGGAGAAUACUUUAAUCAACUUUAAAAGGUCAUAAUAGCUAUGUGAAUACAUUAUGCUUUUCUGAUGAUAGUAUUACAAUAGCAUCUGGUAGUAUGGAUAAAACUAUCCGUUUAUGGAAUUGCCAAACCGGACAACAAUAAUCACAAAUAAAAGGUCUUACUGAGUAGGUAACUUCAAUAUGUUUUUCUCCUAAUGGGACGACAUUAGCAUCUGCUAGUUGGGAUAAGACUAUCCGAUUAUGGGAUGUUAAAACAGGACAACUGAAAUCUUAGUUAAAUGGCCAUUAAAAUGGUGUGAAUUCUGUCUGCUUUUCUCCUGAUGGUACUAGAUUAGUGUCUGGUAGCAAUGAUAACACUAUUCGUUUAUGGGAUACAAAUAAAGGAAAACAAAUAACAUAAUUAAACAGUCAUAAAGAUUGUGUAAAUUCAGUCUACUUUUCUCCUGAUGGUAAUAGAUUAAUCUCUGGCAGUGAUGAUAAAACUAUCAAUUUAUGGGAUGUUAAAAUAGGAGAAUUAAAAUCUUAAUAAAAUGGCCAUAGUGAUAAAGUUUGGUCAGUAUGCUUUUCUCCAAAUGGUACUACAUUAGCAUCUUGUAGUGAUGAUAAAUCUAUUUGCUUUUGGGAUGGUAAAACAGGAUAAUAAAAUUUUUAAUUAGAUCAUCAUCUCGAUAGAGUUUAGUCACUAUGUUUUUCUCAUGAUGGUAAUACCUUAGCUUCUGGUAGUGUGGAUAAAACUAUCCGUUUAUGGGAUUUUAAAACAGGAAUAUAAAUGUUUUAGUUAAAAGGUCAUGAUAAUUGGGUUUAGUCAGUAAGUUUUUCUUCUGAUGAUACUACAUUAGCAUCUGGUAGUCGUGAUUAAUCUAUUCGGUUAUGGGAUGUUAAAAAAGGACUACAAAUUUCUUAAUUAAUUGGUCAUACCAGUUGGGUUCAGUCAGUAUGCUUUUCUCCUUCUGGUACUAUAUUAGCAUCAGGGAGUCGUGAUGAAACUAUCCGGUUAUGGGAUGUUAAAACAGGACAUCAAAAAUCUUAAUUAAUUGGUCAUACUAGUUGGGUUCAGUCAGUAUGCUUUUCUCCUAAUGGUACUAUAUUAGCAUCAGGGAGUCGUGAUGAAACUAUCCGGUUAUGGGAUGUUAAGACUGGGCUACAAAAAACUUAAUUAAAUGGUCACACCAGUUGGGUUCAAUCGGUAUGCUUUUCUCCUAAUGGUACUAUAUUAGCCUCUGGUAGUUACGAUAAAACUAUAUGCUUGUGGGAUGUUAAAACAGGUAAUCAAAAAUCUUAGUUAAUUGGGCAUCAAAAUUGGGUUUUAUCAGUAAGCUUUUCUCCUGAUGAUACUACAUUAGCUUCUGGCAGUUCAGAUAACUCCAUCCGUUUAUGGGAUUUGAAAACAGGAUAUUAGAUUAAAGCUCAUAAUUAACUGUUACCUAAGUUUUAGAUGCCUCUUUAAAUCAGUUCUUUAUUAUCGUUUAAUGAAUAAGGUAUUAUUUUACCUGUUAUUUAGCUGUUCCAAUUACUAGAAAGCUCAUAUCAUAGUAUCCUGUAUUUUAGGCUGCAGGAACGUUAAUUUAUAAAGGAGAAUAUAAGAAUUAUAAUAAUACAAAUUUAAAAAAUUUAUUGUAAUCCAAAGGAAGCUAUAAUUUGGAAAACAAAACAGAAUUAUCAUGA
Molecule: messenger RNA, 2609 nt
Organism: Paramecium octaurelia
Lineage: Eukaryota; Ciliophora; Oligohymenophorea; Peniculida; Parameciidae
Source: the annotation of a GenBank genome assembly